AUGUCUACUUUUAACACCAAUAACCCGCUCCAGCUGGCGCCUGAGGUUGAGGAAACGACCGAACUCGAUGAAUUGCUGGAGGAGGAUAUUGGGGGACGAGUCCGGGCGCAGAAAAAGGGGCUUCGAGGCAUCGAUGACGACUCUUCCGAUGAGGAUGCGCCUGUGAAGGGAGCAAAUGGACAUGGAAACAACGACAGUGACAGCGACAUGUUCAGUGAGGACGAAGACGAAGAGAACAAAGAGAAGGAUAACGGCGACAGGCCCGAGGAGGAGGAGUUUGAUGACGAGAAACCGCAGUUCAUGGAUAUGGAAAAGUUUGAGGGCGAUGUCGGUACACACACCACUGUGGCCCCUCUAGAAGAAGAGGAGUCCGACUCGGAAGUGGAUAUUGACUACUACACAAAGGACGACAUGGACGGACUGGAUGUGGAUCUGAGCAGGGCAAAGAAAUACACACCCAAGAUGGAAUCGUUCAAUCUCAAGCAAGACUUGGAGGAGGGCAAGUUCGAUCAGGAAGGCAAUUUUGUCAAAAACGCUCAGGACGAAAAGGAGCACCAAGACUUGUGGCUGGAUGGAGUCAGCAAGAAGGAUAUUGCUGCUGCCAAGCGUGCGCAACAGUCCAGGAAGGAAUCCGCUGCUGCUAAACCGAUUAUUUCAAAGGUUGAGCUGUUGCAACAACUGUCGGAAGUGCUUCAGAGUGGAGAAUCGUCCUUAGCGGCUCUUGCGCGACUAGGAAAGGAGCGCAAAAAGCUCAAUGGUGACGAGAAAAAGGCUAUGGUACAGCAAAUCGAACAGCUGACCGAGUACUGUGACGCUUUGCUGUCUAGAGACAUGUCCAACAUCUAUGACAUGACUCGAGAAGAGGUCCAAAAGGAGUACUGUUUGUUGACGGGCCAGUCGGUCAAAGAUCUGAAACGAAAAGUGGAUGAGAUUGAAGACGAGCAGGAAGAAUGGGUGUUUCGAUGGGCAGAGGGAGAAGAGGUCCACGGUCCCUUCACUAGCUCCAUGAUGAAAGGAUGGUCAGAAGGGUACUUUACGGACGCUGUGCAGGUAAGAAAGGUCGGAGAAAGAACCUGGAUGAACCAUGGAAAGUAUGACUAG
Molecule: messenger RNA, 1101 nt
Organism: Yarrowia lipolytica CLIB122
Lineage: Eukaryota; Fungi; Ascomycota; Dipodascomycetes; Dipodascales
Cellular component (GO): U5 snRNP
Molecular function (GO): protein binding
Source: RefSeq, a predicted model, not a curated record